Neopsephotus bourkii (Bourke's parrot) is the source of this 1702-nucleotide messenger RNA. RefSeq names its product prostaglandin E synthase 2 (gene PTGES2). Bases 16 to 1080 code for a protein of 354 amino acids. NCBI's taxonomy places the organism in Eukaryota, Metazoa, Chordata, Aves, Psittaciformes, Psittacidae. The record is from RefSeq and is a predicted model, not a curated record. The transcript has 7 exons. Gene Ontology annotation, molecular function: prostaglandin-E synthase activity. Gene Ontology annotation, cellular component: mitochondrion.
CGCCGUGCCGGGAAGAUGGCGGCCGCCGGCAGGGCUGGGAGGGCUGCGGCGCUGCUGUCGCCCUGGUGGCUACGGGCCCCGUGCAGGGCCUACGGGGCUGCGGCCGGAGCGGGCAGCGGCAGCGGCGGGGGAGGCCGCCUGCUGCUGGGCGCUGCCUUCGCGCUGGGCGGCGGUGCCGGCCUCUACCUGGCGGCGCGGCAGCGCCUGCGGGAGCACUCGGCCGCAGAGCUGCCUGCAGGGAGCCUGCAGCUCACUCUCUACCAGUAUAAAACGUGUCCUUUCUGCAGCAAAGUCCGAGCUUUUCUUGAUUAUCAUGGCCUGCCCUAUGAAAUCGUGGAAGUGAACCCGAUAAUGAGGAAAGAGAUCAAAUUCUCUUCCUACAGGAAGGUGCCUAUCCUGCUUGCCAAUGCUGGAAGCCCUCUGCAAUUGAAUGACUCCUCGGUGAUCAUCAGUGCAAUAAAGACCUAUCUCAUUUCCAAAAGGAAUAGCUUAGAGGAGAUCGUGGCCUUUUACCCUCCUAUGAAGACUGUGUCUGAGCAGGGCAAGGAGGUAUUUGAGUAUGGGAAUAAAUACUGGCUCAUGCUGGAUGAGAAGGAGACAAAACGAAUCUAUCCUGUCAAAGAAGUGAGAGUGGAAGAAAUGAAGUGGAGAAAAUGGGCAGAUGAUUGGCUUGUUCACCUCAUCUCCCCCAACGUUUACCGUACCCCCAGAGAAGCAUUGGCAUCUUUCGAUUACAUUGUCCGUGAGGGGAAGUUUGGCACCAUGGAGGGUUUGUUUGCCAAGUACGUGGGGGCUAUUGCCAUGUUCUUCAUUAGCAAGAGGCUGAAGAAAAGACAUCACCUUCAAGAUGAUGUCCGAGAAGACUUGUACGAAGCAGUUAAUGAGUGGGUUAAAGCUGUUGGCAAACACCGACUGUUCAUGGGUGGAAACCAGCCGAACCUUGCUGACUUGGCGGUGUAUGGGGUCCUCAGAGUCAUGGAAGGGCUGGAAGCCUUUGAUGACAUGAUGGUUCACACCAAGAUUCAGCCUUGGUACGAGCGCAUGGAAGAAGCCAUUCAAAAAGCCGCAGUUGCGUUCUGAUGCCAGCUGCAGCUGCCUUCCUGAAGCACUUGCAUGGUAAAAAAAAUACUUCAGAAGGAACACCAUUUAUCUUAAAGGAGCUGAAAGGGCUGAUCACACCUAAGGACUGACACAGAGGCACAGAGACCGUCCCGCUUAGAAUAUCAAGUCGCAGUGAGCAGGAGGGAUCCAGCUGUGUAUACUUGAGCGUGGUAUUUAGGAGGGGAACAGGCAAGAUGAAUGCUGCUGGAAAGGAGAAGCUCUGAAGAAUGCAGCAAAUAGGCUUCCUUUAGGUGAGAGCCAUUCUUGGAGCAAGCUACUGUAAAAGCAAGACUUUGCUAGUGAGUGUUACAGCCACAGCGGAUGUGAUGGGUCUGAGGAGCUUUUGCUUUGGGCUCUCUUCUGCUGCUCACCUGGAAGUGUUUUCCUGACUGAGACACUGGAUACUUAUAUUUAAGUGACAGUUUUUCCUGCAAUAGAAUCUUGUAAGCCCAGUGCUGAGGGAACUGGAGGAAUCCAGGGUGCUGGGAGAGGCAUCCUUCCAGUGACACAGUCACCGCUGCUUCCGCUCUUCCAUGUAAACGGUUCUUUCGGUACUUGAUGCUGUACAGUCUGCAAGGAUAAAGGCUGGCUUUAAUGUGUG